Rosa chinensis is the source of this 1965-nucleotide messenger RNA. RefSeq names its product receptor-like protein 6. The coding region runs from base 1 to 1965 and encodes 654 amino acids. Gene Ontology annotation, molecular function: protein binding. The transcript has a single exon. The record is from RefSeq and is a predicted model, not a curated record. NCBI's taxonomy places the organism in Eukaryota, Viridiplantae, Streptophyta, Magnoliopsida, Rosales, Rosaceae.
AUGAAUGAGUUCAAUGGCCAAAUUCCUUCUUCAUUUGCCAAUCUUACCCAACUCACAUAUUUUUCACUUGGGGGGAACUAUAUUAACGGCAUUAUCCCAUGUUCUUUAGGAAAUCUUACCCAGCUCACAAUCCUUCGUCUUUAUCAAAAUCAAUUAUCUGGUCCAAUCCCAUCUUGUCUAGGUAAUCUUGGCAAACUUACUGUUCUAGACCUUGAUUUCAAUAAAUUUCAGGGAGAGAUUCCUGAGUCAUUAUUGAAUGUAGUAAGGCUCAAGGGACUUCUUCUAGCUUAUAAUACUCUCAGUGGUACAGUGGAGUUCCUCAAACUUCUUAAGCCGCUACCAAAUUUAAAGUGGGUAGAUCUAUCUGGUAACAACUUGGAUGUGAUCACUGAAACCAGAACUAUGAAUGCAUCUAGCAUUCCAAGGUUAGAGAUGCUAGGAUUGGGUUCGUGCAAUAUAAGAAAGUUCCCAAACUUCCUAAGAUAUCAAGAUACAUUGGAGUUCUUGAACCUUUCUCGGAACGGAAUACAUGGCCAAGUACCAAAAUGGAUGUGGAACAUAAGUAGAGAGUCUUUGGCGUUGUUGGACAUUUCUCAUAACCUCCUUUCAGGCCUUGACCAGCCUCCGGUUGUCCUUCCCUGGGUUGAUCUAGCAGGGCUAGAUCUUUCGUUCAACAGGCUUAGUGGCCCAUUGUCGGUACCUUCCUCACAAUAUAUGAAGUUCUAUCACAUUUCAAACAACAAAAUAACUGGAGAAAUUUCACCUUUGAUUUGUAAUGCGAGAUCUCUUAAUUCCCUUGAUGUGUCAAAUAACAAUUUGAGUGGUAUGCUUCCGCGGUGUCUCGGAAACUUAAGUAGUCUUGAAGUUUUAAGUGUUGGAAACAACUAUUUUCAUGGCACUCUUCCUCAUUUAUGCCCCACCAAUGGAAGCGAUUUGAUGCUGAUUGAUGUCAGUCGUAACCAACUGCAGGGGAAAUUACCGAGGUCAUUGGCGAAUUGUUUGAGGCUCGAGUCUCUCGUUCUGUCAAGCAAUAAGUUCGAUGAUGUAUUCCCCGUUUGGUUGGGGACUCUUUCGGAAUUAAAAGUUUUGGCAAUGAGGAAUAGUGGGUUCUACGGUGCUAUUCCGAGACAUCAAAGCAAUCAUGAUGAUGGUUUCCCCAAUUUGCGCAUCCUUGAUCUGUCUCAAAAUAAUUUUACCGGUCAGUUUGCAUUUGAAUUCAUCCUCUCUGGAAAAUCAAUGAGAGGUAUCCAUCUAGACGGAUCAAAGUACAUGAGAGCAUUUGAAUUGGUAGCUGUAGAAUCCGGACCCGGUGGGGGGUAUUAUGAAGGCUUUUACUUCUAUGAGUACUCAAUCACGCUGAUGAAUAAAGGUUUACAGAGAUACUUCCAAAAGAUUCGUGAAGACUUUAUGGCCAUCGAUCUGUCGAGCAAUAGAUUUGAAGGCAAGAUUCCAGAAUUUAUUGGGAACCUAAAGGGGCUUCGCUCACUUAAUGUAUCCAGUAACAUUCUAAGUGGCCGCAUCCCACCAUCCUUGGGAAACUUGACAAAUCUUGAAGCUUUGGACCUUUCACAUAACAACUUCUUGGGUGAGAUCCCUCCAUCACUGUUGCAGCUUUCAUUCCUCCAAAUUUUCAGCGUCUCCUACAACAAUCUCAAAGGUCAAAUACCGGUUGGAAACCAGUUUAGUACCUUUGAAGUCACUUCAUAUGAAGGCAACCCAGGUUUGUGUGGAGUUCCAUUGCCAAAGAAAUGUUCGCGUCCUGAGGGGGUUGAACUUCCGCAUUCAACAGCAGAAGAAGAUGGAGUUGAAUUGGAUUGGAAAUUUGUUGCGGCGGGGUUAGUGAGUGGGUUGGUGGUGGGAGUGGUUCUUGCAGACUUUGUGACCACGAGGUUCAGUGUGCGGUUCAUUGAGAUUGUUGCAUUGCUGAUCAGACUGAUGAAAAGGAUGAGAAGGCCCAGAAGUUGA